This is a messenger RNA of Guillardia theta CCMP2712, 1627 nucleotides long. RefSeq lists its product as hypothetical. Gene Ontology annotation, biological process: biosynthetic process. The transcript is spliced from 18 exons. The record is from RefSeq and is a predicted model, not a curated record. NCBI's taxonomy places the organism in Eukaryota, Cryptophyceae, Pyrenomonadales, Geminigeraceae. Gene Ontology annotation, molecular function: pyridoxal phosphate binding; L-alanine:2-oxoglutarate transaminase activity. The coding region runs from base 1 to 1494 and encodes 497 amino acids.
AUGCAAAGGAUCAGAAGCGUGAAAGGUCAAUCGAGGAAGGCGCGUCCUGGAGCCGAAAGCAAGGUGCUACGAGUGGACACGAUGAACCAGGCAGUUGUGAGGAUGCAGUAUGCUGUGCGGGGUCUGGUGCCAACAACCGCUGAGGCCAUUCAGGAGGAGCUCAGGAAAGGAGCGCAUGGUCGGUCAUAUGACGAAGUCUUGUUCUGCAACAUAGGAAACCCUCAGUCAGUGGGGCAGAAGCCUCUCUCCUACUACCGGGAGGUGUUGGCCCUCGCCGACUGCCCAUGGCUGCUGGAGAAGGAGGAGACUCUGAAGUUGUUCAGCAAAGACGCGAUCGAUCGAGCGAGGCUCCUGACCUCGUACAUGGCGGGAGGGACAGGAGCCUACUCGCACAGUCAGGGGAUCCUACAGAUCCGACAGGCCGUGGCGGAGUUCAUCCAGGCACGCGAUGGAUACCCGUCGGACCCCAACGAUAUUUUCCUCACCAACGGAGCGUCCUCGGCAAUCCAGAUGGUGUUGACAGCUCUGAUAGCCUCGAGGAAGGAUGCAAUCCUCAUCCCCAUCCCCCAGUACCCCAUCUACAGCGCGCUGAUCUCCCUGCUUCGCGGCCAGCAGAUCGGAUACCAACUCGACGAAGAGGCGCAGUGGGGACUGGACAUGGAUGAGAUGAAGAAGCAGCUGGACGACGCAAGGCAGAAGGGUUUGAACCCGCGCGGUCUCGUUGUCAUCAACCCGGGAAACCCUGUCGGGAACGUGUUGAGCUACGAUGAUCUCAAGAGUUUGGUGCAGUUCUGCAAGAGAGAAGGGUUGAUGCUGCUAGCCGACGAGGUGUACCAGGAGAAUGUCUACGGUAGCAGGCCGUUCAUCUCCGUCAAGAAGGUGGUCAGGGAUCUUGGGCCCGACUACGACGACUUCGAGCUCGUCUCCUUCCACUCAACUUCCAAGGGGAUCACAGGUGAAUGCGGACGGCGGGGAGGGUACAUGGAGAUGUGCGGUGUUGACCCCGACGUUAUGGCACAUGUCUUGAAGCUUGCCUCCUCCCAGCUCUGCUCAAACCUCAACGGACAAAUCAUGGUCGACCUCUGCCUGCAUCCCCCCAAACCUGGCGAGCAUUCGUUCGCCUCUUGGAAGGAGGAGCGAGACAAGAUCUUUGAUGGGCUGAAGAGAAAGAGCAAGAUGGUGUAUGACUCCCUCAACGCCAUCGAAGGGGUUUCAUGUCAACCUCUUGAGGGAGCAAUGUAUGCUUUCCCAAAGAUUGAGUUGCCUCGGAAGGCCAUCGAAGCAGCAGAAGAGAAAGGUUACACCCCAGACACUUUUUACGCCCUUUCUCUUCUGGACUAUACUGGCAUCUGUGCUGUUCCAGGGAGUGGGUUCGGGCAGAAGGACGGGACAUAUCAUAUCAGGUUGACGUUUCUUCCGGACGAGGACAAGUUGGAGAAAGCGAUGAGCACCUUUGCUGAACAUCACAAGCACUUCAUGCAGCAAUACUCAUGAGUGCGAACAGCCUAUGACAGUCGACGGGCCUCUGCAGUGGCAAGGAUGGUUGGAAGAGUGAGGACAGGGUUGAUAUCCGAUGUUGGAACUAUCAUGCUCGACUCAAGGGUCAAUGAAAGAUGUAUUGGUUGUC